Gryllus bimaculatus (two-spotted cricket) is the source of this 654-nucleotide messenger RNA. The record is from the annotation of a GenBank genome assembly. NCBI's taxonomy places the organism in Eukaryota, Metazoa, Arthropoda, Insecta, Orthoptera, Gryllidae.
AUGGUUAUUUACGGUGUAUACAUAGUGUCGAAGUCUGGUGGAUUAAUAUUCAAUCAUGACCAUAAUGUUCCAAAAAUAGAAACAGAGAAGACAUUUAGUUAUCCUUUGGACAUUAAAUUAAAUUAUGAAAAUAAGAAAAUAGUGGUCUCAUUUGGCCAACGUGACGGCGUCAUGGUAGGUCAUGUAUUGAUGGCAGUAAAUGGUAUUCCAGUGACUGCAAGACAACUGGAUGAUGGACGAGAUGCAUUUGAAGUAAUUGAGAAUGAAGAGUGUUACCCUUUGAAUUUAAAAUUUGGCCGACCUAAAAUGACCACAAACGAAAAAAUUUUUCUUGCGAGUAUGUUUUAUCCCCUUUUUGCAAUAGCGAGUCAAUUGAGUCCUGAACCAAAAAGUUCAGGAAUAGAAAUGUUGGAGGCAGACACAUUUAAAUUACAUUGUUUCCAAACCCUCACUGGUGUUAAGUUUAUGGUUGUCUCAGAGCCAAGUCAGCAAGGAAUGGACAUUUUAUUAAAAAGAAUAUAUGAACUCUAUGCUGACUUUGCUCUUAAAAAUCCAUUCUAUUCUUUGGAAAUGCCAAUACGCUGUGAAUUAUUUGAAACAAAUUUACAGAGUUUAUUGGAAGUUGUUGAAAAAACUGGUAUUAGUAAUGUUUAG